AUGGAAGACCAAAGACGAAACGGAGUGGCAGUAGAUGGUAUGUAAAAAUUUCAAACUUUACUACCCAAGGACUGGUGGAGUCAUGGACCGUAUAUACAUAGAAGCCAACUUUUCAAGAGACUAACGGUGUAAUUUUUUCUAGCUGUCAGCAAGCGGGACAAGAAACGAAGUAAUAUAGCCGCCCGAUUAAACAAGCUCGAACUCACUUUUAAAAAUGAUCGAGAUAUGUUUUAUCGAAAUAGCUUGCACGAGCUUCAGAACAAACUCGCAAGUCUACAACAAGGCUCAAACGAAGAGUAUCUAGCCAAAAAGAUUAGCUUAGAAGAAACAAGAGACUACGAGCUCACCAAAUUGAGACUAUGGGAGGAAUACCAAGUGAAACGAGUCGAAACUGUUUACCAGCUGGAUUUGCAAAAAGCACAAGAGAACCAUGACAAGAUGAUCAAGUUGAUCAAGGAGAAACUAUACGACAAGUUGCAGAAACAGAUUAAGCACUUGCAAGAGGAUAAAUAUCUAUUGAACGUCUUGAGCAGAAACAGCUACAAUGAGAUUCAAGACGGUAGCAACGGCAGCAGCAGCAAAAGCAACGGCAACAACGACCAAAUAAAAGCAGCAGUCAAUUUGCGAUUAAGGAAACGGGACGCGACUGCAGAUACAGAUGACUUAUCGGACGGAGGCAAGAGCGGUAACAUUUCCUCGGCUCAAAACGGCUCCGGGUACAUAUCUCUGAGCAAAAGGAGAAAGCCGUAUCGAUAUUCAUCAAAUGACGAAGUCUCAAGCAGUGCAGCCAGCGCCAACCCGUGGCACAAUAACGCGCACAAGAAGGGACAUAGUCACGCCAAUAAUGGCCAAAGUCUCGCGAGUGGAUACGAGUCUAACCUCAGCGACAAGGAUUAUGAUGCAUUGAAUACAUUGAUAAUGGAGGAUGGAACGACAAUCAUUGACAGUCUAAACGGUGAAAACGGCAACUUGAACAAUAAAGUGCAAACUAGAGGAUCUCAUAAGCAGUUUAUCGGUCCGCAAGGGUUGAAACCUGAAGAAUUGAAUGAUGAUCUCACGCUCCUACGGAAUGCCAUAGUGAAGAAGCAACGGUGA
This is a messenger RNA of Lodderomyces beijingensis, 1095 nucleotides long. The record is from the annotation of a GenBank genome assembly. Lineage: Eukaryota; Fungi; Ascomycota; Pichiomycetes; Serinales; Debaryomycetaceae.